GGGUGGGGAGCGGGGGUGGGGGUGGUUGCCGUGGACCCCCAGUAUUAAAGCCUAGAGGGGAGACUAUUGACUUUAGAACUAGUGAGCUAUCUGGAGAGGAGACACACUCAUCCAGGAUGCCCGAGCCAGUCAAAAAAGCAGUCUCAGCGUUUGCCAAGAAGCCCAAACCUCAAGUGGCCGAGGAGGGCUCCUCUGUAGUGUUUGAGGUUGAGACUGAGAAGGCCGAUGCCAAGGUGAGAUGGCAGUGCAACGCCAAAGACAUCACCUCCGGGGGCAAGUACGUGGUCACGGCAGAGGGCAACAAGCACUCCCUCACCAUCCCAGCGGUCACUAUGGCAGACAGUGUCGGCUACGCUGUGAUCGCAGGAGGGUCAAAGGUCAAAUUUGAGCUGAAGGUGAAAGCCAAAGAAGAACCUCCCCAGGACUGCGCUGCUGAGCCAGCAGUCCCAGACACAGCCACUGCAACCCCAGCUGAUGUCCCAGCUGCUGCCCCGGUCGAGGCCCUGGUCGAGGCCCCGGUCGAGGCCCCGGUCGAGGCUCCUGCCUCAGUGAACGGUGGAGGGGAACCUUCAUCAGGGUCAUCAGAGGCUCCCACUGCCCCGGGUGAAACCCCGUCAGAGGGGGUGGCAGAGGCCCCAGCACCUGUGGCCAACCAGCAGCCCCAGGAUGCCCACCCUGUGGAGGCCUCUCCCUGUCUCUCUGUAGAUGGUCAACUGCCAGACACCAGACAGGACCUGACCGGCCUUUUCACAGAGAAGCCCCAGACUGGUGAGGUAACUGUGGGUGAGAACAUCACUUUUGUGGCCAAGGUGAAUGCUACCUCUCUACUGAAGAAGCCCACCAUCAAGUGGUUUAAGGGCAAGUGGAUGGACCUGGCCAGCAAGUCUGGCAAACACCUUCAGCUGAAAGAGCUGUACGACCGCAACACCAAGAUGUAUACUUUUGAGAUGCACAUUAUAGCAGCCAAGGCUAACUUCGCUGGAGGCUACAGGUGUGAGGUCUCUUCCAGGGAUAAGUUUGACAGCUGUAACUUUGAACUUACUGUUCAUGAGGCCCGGACAGUUGAGGGGUUCGACAUCAGGGCUGCUUUCAGACGCACGAGUGCAGCUGCUCAGAAGAGAAGUGGACCAUCAGUAAGUAGCAUAGAUGGAGGUGAUGACACAGGCGAGCUAGAUUUCAGUGCCCUGCUCAAGAAGAGAGACAGUUUCUUAAAAGCCUCGACUCGGGCCAUCCACGUGAACGCAGAUCCUGAUGUGGACGUGUGGGACAUCCUGCAGAAGGCCCCGGCCUCGGAGUACGAGAAGAUCGCCUUCCAGCAUGGCAUCACUGACCUGAGGGGCAUGCUGAAGAGGCUGAAGAAGAUGAAGAAGGAAGAGAAGAAGAGUGAAGCUUUCCUGAGGAAGCUGGAUCCUGCCUACCAAGUAGAGAAGGGUCAUAAGAUUAAACUGGAAAUCGAGGUAGCCAAUCCUGAUGUAGAGGUGAAAUGGCUCAAGAACGGACAGGAGAUUCAGCCAACUGGGAGCAAAUACAUCUUUGAGAGCAUUGGUAACAAGCGCUACCUCACGAUCAACCACUGCUCCCUGGCUGACGAUGCGGCCUACACCUGUGUGGUGGGAGAGGAGAAGUGCACCACGGAGCUCUUUGUUAAAGAGCCUCCGGUCCUGAUCCUGAAGAACCUGGAGGACCAGAUGGUGAUGAAGGGGGAGCGCGUGGAGCUGGAGUGUGAGGUGUCCGAGGAGGGGGCCCUCGUCAAAUGGGAGAAGGACGGCGUGGAGCUCACCAGGGAUGAGUCUUUCAAGUACCGCUUCAAGAAAGAUGGGCGCAAACACGUCCUCAUCAUUAAUGACGCCACGAAGGAGGACUGUGGCAUCUACAGGGUUAAAACUAAUGGAGGAGAGUCUGUGGCUGAACUCUUGGUGCAGGAGAAGGAACUAGAGGUGUACCAGAGCAUAGCUGACCUCACGGUGAAGGCUAAGGAUGAGGCCGUCUUCAAGUGUGAGGUCUCAGAUGAGAAUGUGAAGGGGAUCUGGUACAAGAAUAGUGUGGAGGUGAAGGCUGAUGCUCGGACACACAUCACACACAUUGGCAGGAUCCACAAGCUGACCAUCGAUGACGUGAAACCUGAAGAUGAGGGAGAUUACACGUUCGUCCCGGAGGGCUACGCUUUCAACCUUUCAGCCAAACUCAACUUCUUAGAGGUCAAGAUUGACUUUGUGCCUCGCCAGGACCCUCCGAAGAUCCACCUGGACUGUAUGGGUCGCACUGCCGAGUCCACCAUCGUGGUGGUGGCUGGGAACAAGCUGAGGCUGGAUGUCCCCAUCACAGGAGACCCAGCCCCCACCGUCAUCUGGACAAAAGCAGAUAAGGGAGGAGAGAGAGGAGCCCCUGAGCACACGUGGAGCCUGAAGGAUGGGGAAGUGAUCUCAGAUGGGCAGGGCCGUGUCCACGUGGAGAGCACCAAGGGUCACUGUGUGUUCACCCUGGAGGGAGCGGAGCGCCAGGACGAGGGAAUCUACUCCGUCAUCGUACGCAACCCUGCAGGAGAGGACACCGCUGACAUCAACGUCAAAGUUGUUGAUGUACCUGAUCCCCCCCCUGCUCCCAGAAUCCUCAGUGUUGGAGAAGACUCCUGUGUCGUCCAAUGGGACCCCCCUCUUUUUGAUGGUGGCCAGCCAAUCAUUGGCUACGUUCUGGAGAGGAAGAAGAAGAAGAGCUACAGGUGGAUGAGGCUGAACUUUGACCCCUAUGCCGACACCACCUUUGAGGCCAAGAAGAUGAUCGAGGGUGUGGCCUAUGAGAUGCGCAUCUAUGCUGUCAACGCCAUCGGCAUGUCCCGUCACAGCCCUGCCUCCCAGCCCUUCAUACCAGUGGCUCCCACCAGCGAGCCGAUUGGUCUGUGUGUGGAUGACAUCAGUGACACCUCCAUCUCGCUGAAGUGGAGAACUCCAGACCGUGUGGGCUCCGCUGAGCUGGAUGGCUACGGGGUCGAGUACUGCAAGGAGGGCUCGGAUGAGUGGAUCCCAGCGUUUGAAGGCCUGACAGAUCGGACGUCCGUCACCAUCAAGGACCUUCCCACCGGGGAGAAGAUGCAGUUCCGUGUGAGAGCCUACAACAUGGCUGGGCCCAGCACCCCCGCCUCCCUGGCCCAGGCCGUCACCAUCAGAGAGAUCAUGCAACGCCCCAAAAUCUGGAUCCCCCGUAAUCUCAGACAGACCCUGAUCAAGAGAGUUGGAGAAACCAUCAACUUAGUGAUACCCUUUCAGGGGAAGCCCAAGCCCAAGGUGACCUGGUUCAAGGAGGGGGAGCCCCUGGACCCCAAACAGGUGAGCGUGAGAAACAGCGAGACUGACACCAUCCUCUUCAUACGCAAGUCCGAACGCAAGGAUUCUGGGAAGUACAGCCUGCAGGUGCAGAUUGAAAAUGUUGAAGACACGGCAAGCGUCAACAUCCAGAUUGUUGAUGUUCCAGGGCCACCAGAGGCUCUGAAGAUCAUGGAUGUUUGGGGCUUUAACGUCGCUCUGGAGUGGAAACCGCCCAAAGACAAUGGCAACUGUGAAAUCAUUGGCUACACCAUUCAAAAGGCUGACAAGAAGACUAUGGAGUGGUACACAGUGUAUGAGCAGUACCGCAGGACCAACUGUGUGGUGUCGGACCUCAUCAUGGGGAACGAUUUUGUGUUCCGAGCUUAUGCCAUCAACAUGGUGGGCCUGAGCCCGGACCCCUGCGACUCCAAGGACAGCGCCUACAUCCAGAAGACUGGUAUCGUGUACAAGCCCCCGUCCUAUAAGGAGCACGACUUCUCCGAGGCUCCCAAGUUCACCCACCCUCUGGUUAGCCGCUCAGUCAUCGCAGGAUACAACGCCACCCUCAGCUGCUCCGUCAGGGGAAUCCCAAAGCCCAAAGUCACCUGGUACAAAAACAAGAUGGACAUCUCUAAUGAGGCCAAGUACCGCAUGUUCAGCAAACAGGGAGUGCUGACGCUGGAGAUACGCAAGCCCUGCACUUUCGACGGAGGGGUCUACAUCUGCAAGGCAGUCAACGACAGUGGAGAGGACGUUGUGGAGUGCAAACUGGAGGUCCGCUUGCCUCCUCCCGAGGUUCACUCAGUGGUCCAAGCUCAAAUCAUCAAAGAAGAAGCUAAGAAGUAAGAGGCUUGGAGAGGAGCUGAUUGAAGAUACCAUACACGUCCUCUCUCUUUACAAGGCUUACUCUGGGACCCUGGGAGGCCAACCCUAGGAAACCCAAGUGUUUAGAUGUGUUUGUUUAACUCUAAUGUACACUUAACCAUCUCUUAUGAGCCACGUUAGCUUCCCUUUCACCUCAUGUAAAAUCACCCUAGAUCCAUCAGUCAUCUCUAUUUAUUACAUGAAACCCUUCUGGAGGAAUGUGAAGCAGGGUUUCACAGGCUGACAGACUCCCUAGGAGAAGUGGAGGAGAUCCAAAUGUCUGGCUAUGCUCUCUGUUUUAGACAAUGUUGAGUUUUUGUGUCUUAUUUAUGAAAUUAAUAAAUACAUAUCUUAAUUGUCAACA
Molecule: messenger RNA, 4530 nt
Organism: Osmerus eperlanus (European smelt)
Lineage: Eukaryota; Metazoa; Chordata; Actinopteri; Osmeriformes; Osmeridae
Gene: mybpc3
Product: myosin binding protein C3
Exons: 35
Coding region: 117-4148 (1343 amino acids)
Molecular function (GO): myosin heavy chain binding
Source: RefSeq, a predicted model, not a curated record